GCGCAGGCGGCGGAGCCCCGGGAUUGCGCGCCCCGCGCUGGCGCUGCACUCGAGCCGUGGCCACCAACCGCGUCGCCUACUCGGGGCUGGAACUUCCAGGGGUCCCCCGCUCCAGGUCGGUGGCGGUGCCCGGACGGACGGCGGGGACUCCGUGUCUCCCAGGGCUCCAGAGCCCGCGUAGCCUGCGGCCGAGCCCGAGCUCCGGGCGCCCAGCGCCCAUCAGGGCAGACCCGGCACUCCGGACGGGCAGGCUCUGACCGCCGAUGAGGAGUACGGGGCGGCUGCGCGAGCGGCCCGCGCGCUGAGCCGAGGCUACCCUGUCCCGCGGCCGACCCGACGCCGCAGCCCCCCCGCAGGAAAGAGCCUGGUAUCCUAACCUCCUCCCCACCCGAGAGGGCAGGAGGCUGCCGACGGUGGGAAGGUUGGAGCACAGCCGGGAGUCCGUCACCCGUGCACCUUGAAGACUGCACACUUUGCCCACAUUGGUUAAGAAGUUGCUCUUGGGAAAUUGGAGCUCCGCUUCGGAAGAUGUUGGUCCCAGGGCACUGGGAUGGGCUGAGGUUGACCAUGCCCAGCCUGAUGUUGCUGUUCAUAGCAGCUCUGCUCUCCAGCUGGGCCCAACUCCUGACUGAUGCCAGCUCCUGGUGGUCGCUAGCUCUGAACCCGGUGCAGAGACCUGAGAUGUUCAUCAUUGGUGCUCAGCCCGUGUGCAGCCAGCUUCCCGGGCUUUCCCCAGGCCAGAGAAAGCUGUGUCAGCUGUAUCAGGAGCACAUGUCCUACAUCGGGGAGGGAGCCAAGACGGGCAUCAGGGAGUGCCAGCACCAGUUCCGGCAGAGGCGGUGGAACUGCAGCACCGUGGACAACACGUCUGUCUUUGGCAGAGUCAUGCAGAUAGGUAGCCGGGAGACUGCCUUCACCUAUGCAGUGAGUGCUGCCGGGGUGGUGAAUGCCAUCAGCCGCGCUUGCCGAGAGGGUGAGCUGUCCACCUGUGGCUGCAGCCGGACGGCGAGGCCCAAGGACCUGCCACGAGACUGGCUGUGGGGUGGCUGUGGGGACAAUGUGGAGUACGGCUACCGCUUUGCCAAAGAGUUUGUAGACGCCCGAGAGCGUGAGAAGAACUUUGCCAAGGGAUCAGAGGAGCAGGGCCGAGCCCUCAUGAACCUGCAGAACAACGAGGCCGGACGCCGGGCUGUGUAUAAGAUGGCUGACGUCGCCUGCAAAUGCCACGGCGUCUCAGGGUCCUGCAGCCUCAAGACCUGCUGGCUCCAGCUGGCCGAGUUCCGCAAGGUGGGGGACCGGUUGAAGGAGAAGUACGACAGUGCCGCGGCCAUGCGUGUCACCCGCCAGGGCAAGCUGGAGCUGGCUAACAGCCGCUUCAACCAGCCCACCCCGGAGGACCUGGUCUACGUGGACCCCAGCCCUGACUACUGCCUGCGCAAUGAGACCACAGGCUCACUGGGCACCCAGGGCCGCCUCUGCAACAAGACCUCAGAGGGCAUGGAUGGCUGUGAGCUCAUGUGCUGUGGCCGCGGCUAUGACCGCUUCAAGAGCGUCCAGGUGGAGCGUUGCCACUGCAGGUUCCACUGGUGUUGCUUUGUCAGGUGCAAAAAAUGCACUGAGAUCGUGGACCAGUAUGUCUGUAAAUGAUGGCACCCAUGCCUCCAGCCCACUCCUCUCUGCCUCCCAAAAGUCUAUAUUAUAUAAAUCUAUCUAAAUAUAUUUUAUAUUUGUACAAAUGACUGGAUGGUUGAUAAAUAAGCAAGAGAAGAAAAGGGAGAGGAAGAACUUAAGAAAUGCUGGCCCUCUGUGAGGACUGGGCUUUGCUGGUAUUCUGUAGCCGGUGGGAGAGAAAUGGGCUUUUCCCUGCUUCCUGGCCAGGACUCUCAGGACAUGGGCUUGAGAGUGUCUCUGCGCCAUGGCCUCCAGGAAAGAAUUAGAAGAAGGAGAUGGGCUGGCUUCAGGUCUGCAGUCCUUUGGGGAAGAUGAGGAUCUAUGACCCUGGCCAGGAGACCUGGAGGCCCUGUGGGAGGUGGAGACCUGACAACCCCAGUGGUGGCCCAGGUCUUCCCCAGAAUGGAGAUAGCUUUAGUAAGGGUCCCAGCACUUGCUUCUUUGCUCAUUUGAGUACAUAAUUGCAGGAAAGGGAGGCUCCUUCCUCAGUACUGGGGAGAGGUCUCAAGUCCCUCUGACUGGUGACCUGUAAGGGACCUGUGCCUUCCUGGACUCUGGAUCUGUGUUCUGAUGUGAAUGUCACCAGCUCCUGCUGAAAGCUCCUUAUCCAAGAGAAGGAUGGUCACUUAACCUGCUCCACCAAGGAAGACAUGAGCCAGCCUGGGCUCUGACUGGGGAUGAAAUGCUUCUUGCACAGAGCGGGAAACCCGCUGUUGCCAUUGCUUCCCCUGUCGGGAGGCCUCACGAAUGCUGACAGGUCACAUCUACUGCCUUGUGUCUUCAGUCAUCUCUGCCCAGAUGUACAGUGUCCCUCUGGCAUUAAAUAUCUUUU
Messenger RNA from Alexandromys fortis (reed vole), 2503 nucleotides. RefSeq names its product Wnt family member 5B (gene Wnt5b). NCBI's taxonomy places the organism in Eukaryota, Metazoa, Chordata, Mammalia, Rodentia, Cricetidae. Gene Ontology annotation, molecular function: cytokine activity; frizzled binding. The record is from RefSeq and is a predicted model, not a curated record. Gene Ontology annotation, biological process: multicellular organism development; neuron differentiation; canonical Wnt signaling pathway. Bases 529 to 1647 code for a protein of 372 amino acids. Gene Ontology annotation, cellular component: extracellular region. The transcript is spliced from 6 exons.